Messenger RNA from Acanthosepion pharaonis, 516 nucleotides. NCBI's taxonomy places the organism in Eukaryota, Metazoa, Mollusca, Cephalopoda, Sepiida, Sepiidae. The record is from the annotation of a GenBank genome assembly.
AUGGAUUCUUUUAUUGCUUUAGGUGUAACUGGAAUUUUAGAAGCCUACCAGAACUGCAUCCGCCAGGUGCAACUAUGGGGCCCUACCAAUAUUGCACCCAUCAUACAUCAUGUAGCCAGAUUUGCACAAACUGCUCAAGCUGAGGAAUCUACAAAAGGGGCUGCCGCUUAUUUUAUUUUGCUGCUGUUAACUGAUGGUGUUGUCACUGACAUGGCAGAGACUGUGGAGGCUAUUGUCGAAGCAUCACGCUUACCAAUGUCUCUCAUAAUUGUUGGAAUAGGAAAUGCUGACUUCAAAAAUAUGGAUUUCCUUGAUGGAGAUGAUGGAGUCUUGACAAGUAAAUCAGGCAAAAUUUCCCAAAGAGAUAUUGUUCAGUUUGUGCCAUUCAACAAAUUUGUAAGGAGUUCUAUGCCAGAACUUGCUCGACAUGUCCUUGCAGAAGUGCCUCACCAAGUUGUGAAUUAUUUUCAGAUGAUGAAAAUUAGUCCUAAUCAUCCACCUGUACCUGCUUCAUAA